GCCAGAAUUGCAAGAAGUGCGAGAACAGGCUGGCGGUAAGUUCCUGCUGGAAAAAUGAUUGCAGUCAGCGGUCACUACGCCUAGUAGCCGAUUUGAAUGCCUCGUGGGAUUCGGAUCAUUCUCGGUGCUAUAGAGUUCAUAGUGGAGGGGUGCGAUGAGAUGAGACGAGACGAGUGCUCUGAGAGCUUUGCCUCCGCCGAGCAAGCCUACGAGGCUAAUCGAGAGUACCAGAAGAUGCGGAAUCGCUUUUCCGACACCCCAUCUUCUUCGCGAUCCACCGCUGCCGCCACCCAGUCACGUGGUGCUACUCGCGGUCGAUUCUCCUUCGCUGGCCGGUUUCGUCGACCAGCCCACCCUGGAGCGCCAUUCUCUCGGCGCUACAGUUCUCUGGAGUACAGCGAGGACGCCUCGGCGGAGUUUGACCCUACCCUUGGGGACGCCCCCGAGGACAUCGAGCUACGAGACGUCAUCCAGUAUCACUUGGAUGACGACACAGUUCCGAUGGCCGAGCGUUUGGCGCUGGCCAUGUCUGCCAUGGGUCGUGCUCCUAGCAAGCACUUCUUCACGAAGAUUGAUCUUCGUAGCGGUUACCACCAGAUCCGCGUUGCCACAGAGGAUCAGCCGAAGACCGCCUUCCGAUCGCGCUUCGGCCACUACGAGUUCACGGUGAUGCCAUUCGGCCUCACCAAUGCWCCCGCCACCUUCCAGACGGCGAUGAACGACAUCUUCAGGGACAUCCUUGAAGAAUACGUUCUCGUAUACCUGGACGACAUCUUGGUCUACAAUCGUACCUUAAAAGACCAUCUCAGACACCUCCGCGAUGUCCUACAGCGCUUACGCAAGCAUGGCUUCUAUGCCAAGCUCAGUAAGUGCCGCUUUGCCCAGCGCAAAGUGGACUUUCUAGGACACCAUGUGUCUGACAAGGGUCUCCACGUGGACGAUGCAAAGAUCACUGCUAUUGCAGAGUGGCCCGUCCCCACAUCUGCCAAGCAGCUUCGCAGUUUCCUAGGCUUCACCAGCUACUAUAGUAAUUUUAUCCAGGGAUACGCUAGGUAUUCCUACGUCCUUACCUCUACCCUCCUCCGAAAGAACCCGCCGUGGUCUUGGACACCCCUGUGCGAGGACGCCUUUCGCGCCCUCAAGAAGGCGGUGACCUGUGCGCCGGUUCUUCGCCUUCCCGAUUUUUAUCGCCCCUUUAUCGUCACCACCGAUGCGUUAGACUUUGCAGUAGGAGCUGUCCUUUCUUAGGUGUUUCCCUCUCCUCCAGAUUCACCUUACCCCGAUGUCCCUCCUUUCCCCCCCCCUCCUGCUGACACUGCUUCUCGAUUGACGCCUAUCCUCCCACCACUUCCCUCCACUGACAGUCCUCCUGUUGCCUACUCCCCGACCAUCGCGGAGGAUGAGACUGUCGAGGCUCGUGCUGGGGAUUGCCCGAUCGCUUUCUACUCCCGUCAGCUACUGCCUGUCGAGAUAAACUACACUGCCGAUG
This is a messenger RNA of Chara braunii, 1489 nucleotides long. NCBI's taxonomy places the organism in Eukaryota, Viridiplantae, Streptophyta, Charophyceae, Charales, Characeae. The record is from the annotation of a GenBank genome assembly.